AUGCCUCAUACAACGCUGUUGCACACUUCAAGCUCCCGUUACCAGAGCUCUCCUCGUCAGGCCGCGAAACAUUACCUUCAAUUUUAUCAACGACUUUCGAUUUCAUUUAUCGAAGGAAUUAGUACUGGUGUUCCAGUUUUCCAUGUGCGUACUGGUGUGGCUGACGGCUGGCUUAUUGGCCCGCGCGGUGUUGAACGAUCAGGAGACUUGCUAAUUACUUUAUCGUUAUGGUGGGGUGGCGUAAUAGCUGGUUUUUUCACGUUAUGGGACAUACGGGACUCAAAACUUUGUUGUUUGACUGGCUUCCUGGCUGUUUCGUUACAUGGGGAGUUGUGGUUGUGCUUGCUCCUGUUUUUGACGUUGUAG
Enterobius vermicularis (human pinworm) is the source of this 366-nucleotide messenger RNA. NCBI's taxonomy places the organism in Eukaryota, Metazoa, Nematoda, Chromadorea, Rhabditida, Oxyuridae. The record is from the annotation of a GenBank genome assembly.